This is a messenger RNA of Bradysia coprophila, 1494 nucleotides long. RefSeq names its product anosmin-1 Kallmann syndrome 1 (gene Kal1). Lineage: Eukaryota; Metazoa; Arthropoda; Insecta; Diptera; Sciaridae. Gene Ontology annotation, cellular component: cell surface; extracellular region. Gene Ontology annotation, molecular function: peptidase inhibitor activity; protein binding. Gene Ontology annotation, biological process: neuron differentiation. The record is from RefSeq and is a predicted model, not a curated record.
AUGAUACCCAGCAAUAUCAAAAUUAUUCUGCUGACCUGUUUGCACAUAUCAAUGACAGAGAGUAUCAGACCGGACGGCUACCAGCGAUCAUUACAAACUGACGAAAAUAUCUUAUUACAAAUAUGCAAAAUGCGCUUUUGUUUCGAUCGAGGGCAGGACUGCAGUUUUCAAAAAUGUAUGGAAUGGUUGAUGCCAAUCAACAAAUAUGGUGAUUGUCCCAACGUUAAUCGCUCGGCGAUCGAUAGAAUUGGAUGUGUAGAUUCGUGUCAUGGUCACGACCACCGCUGCGUAGGAAUACAAAAGUGUUGUGCGUUUAAUUGUGGAACCAAAUGUAUGAAUCCGGUGAAAUUAGAAAGAAUUUCGGACCGAACUCUACCACCAAUUCCAGAGAAUAUUACACUAGUCAAUUUGGAGCGGCAUCGAAAUAUUGCUGAAAUUACAUGGCGAAUGUUCUAUUCUGAACCUCCAGCUUAUAAUUUGGUUUUUGUACUCGAAACUCGGUCGCACAUUGGCUAUUAUUACGAUGAACAAAAACUUAGUAAUUGGUUCAGCAUGCCGUUUGAAGUUACGUCUUCAGCUAUGAAAUACGAGAAGGACAAAGGCGGACUGAUGACAAACGAAUUUGGAGCAAAUGUUAGACUACGCCCUGGUCGAUGGUACCAAUUUCGGUUGAGUGCAGUCAAUGGUAACGGCACGAGGGGAUAUUCGACACCGUCGUUAAAUUUUCAACUGAAGGAACGUCCGAAAAACCCACUUCCACCAAGAAACUUUUCAAUCGAGGUCCGACCAAAACUACUGAGAAAUAACACAAUAUACACGAAAGCGGUGUGGAAACCGCCUCGGACAAAUUAUCCUGUCGAUAAAUACCGCAUUGCGUGGUCGCUCUAUUUGGACUCGAAUAACGGUUCGUUAUGGCAAAACGAGGCAUUCGUUCAAGAGCCGACUCGCCACUUUGAGUUUUGGAAUCUCAAGCCUAAUUCCAUGUAUUACCUGCAGAUUCAAGCACUUUCUUCAUUCGGAAAGAAGAGAAGCUUAAAAUCUGCCAAGGAGUCGUUGCUACUAAACACUUCAAUAUCGUCUAAUGCUACUGUCGGCAAUUUUAGAAACAAUACCACGAAUGCGACUUUGAAUCAAGACACAAAGACUGAUGUUACUGUAAGAUUCCUUGGUAGUAAGAAAUUUGGUUUGUUGGUACGAAUUAGUUGGCCAGUUCAGUUGAUUGGAAGCUUCAUCGAAUUAUGUGCCGGUGAGUCUGACUGCCUGACGAAACAGACAACAAACCCCUUCAAAAUGAUUCGUACGAAAAAGGGUCAUUUCGAUUUCAUUGAAUUGAAAUUUUCAACGAAAUAUUCAUUUCGUCUGCGAAAAGGUGACCGCAUCUUUUUUAGUAAAACAUUUGUAACGCCAAGCUGUUCCAGAUUUGUGAAGAAACAUCCACAAUGUUUCCUGAAAUGCACUUAGAACUGUCGAUCGAAUAGAAAUUUCACUUGACUU